Messenger RNA from Phytophthora infestans T30-4, 777 nucleotides. RefSeq lists its product as uncharacterized. Lineage: Eukaryota; Oomycota; Peronosporomycetes; Peronosporales; Peronosporaceae. The record is from RefSeq and is a predicted model, not a curated record. Bases 1 to 777 code for a protein of 258 amino acids. The transcript is spliced from 2 exons.
AUGGUCGCUCCUCCUAACAUCGGCGUCGCGUACAUUUUUUUCUUCGAUAUUACUGCAGCGCUCGAACGGAUGGAAAGCCAGCAGGAACCUCCUGCGGGAGGAGGACCCAAGGGGCCGAUAACGGAGGAGGACAUCAGGAAUGCCAUCUCGGACAGAGAGAUCAUUGAUGUCACGACUCCAAGCGAUGGAGAAGAGGCAGAGACUGAAGCUAGAACGACACUAACAGCCAAGAAACACACAGAAAACAAAGAACAGGAAGUAGAAGUGGAAGCUAUGUCGGACACCUCCGAACCACCACGGUUUGAUGAAGCCACAGCAGAAUCAUUAUCGUUUACAGACAUGUACGAAUACGUGCGAGGAGAAAUCAAAGGAAUGACACUGGAUCAAGCCCAAGACGUCGAGAGCGUAGUAGCGUUUAUACAAGACAUGUUCGCGGACGUGUUUCUAGCACGACCGGCAGAACCACUAGCACCAAACCGCAAUCACUACCCUGAGCUGGAGGAGGAAGAAACACGGCGAAUGUUGCAACUGUUUCUGACGGAUAUCCAAGAGGAAACAGCAAAUGCACGCAAAUGGAGAGCACGGAUGUUGGAUCUAACGCGGAUAAUCUAUAAAUCAAGGAAGAGUCUGAAGGAAACACUGGAGUUCACGGAACAAGCGGCUAGGGUAAAACCAAAAGCGUCAACAAACCCGUGGCUCGAAAACUCGUACUACCCUCAGAGAAAACCCGUGGCUCGAAAAGCUCGUGCUACCCUCAGAGAAGAACACGGAAGAUGA